Messenger RNA from Cladophialophora carrionii CBS 160.54, 1284 nucleotides. RefSeq lists its product as uncharacterized. The transcript has a single exon. The record is from RefSeq and is a predicted model, not a curated record. Lineage: Eukaryota; Fungi; Ascomycota; Eurotiomycetes; Chaetothyriales; Herpotrichiellaceae. The coding region runs from base 1 to 1284 and encodes 427 amino acids.
AUGGCUCCGUCCCCCCUACGCGACCCCAUCGAGUACUCUCCCACGACCUCGAGUUUCCUCUCCUCGACCUCCAACGCGGUCACGUCAGGAUCAGUGCGCCGGAAUCUGUUCUCGACACAUCUGUCGCGCCGACCGGCUUCCGGAGCACAACCAACUCAAUUAGACGGGCAAAAUGACACCCAGGACUCUCCGUCGCAGACACAAGCCCAACCACAACAACAACAACAGCAGCAGCAGCAGCAGCAGCAGCAGCAGUACGGGAGCCAGCUGCCGCGCUUGCGGAGCCAUCAACGCUCAGUGUCGACCCCAUCCCUCUCACCGUCACCGCCACGCUCAUCACCCUUCCACAAUGUCCUCGAUGGCAGCAGCGCAGCCUUAAUCCCACCUCCCAUCCCACAACUAUCCCCUCCGCAUCGCGCCGCGGCGGCCGAUAGGUACGACCCGACAGUCUCGCCGAAUCGACCCCUCAGUCCGCAUUCCUCGGCCGCACUAUUUCCCAAUCAAUCCAUCAUUGCAUUGAACCCUGUCACCGGCCGUCCCGUGCUGCCCAAGCUGCCCGUCCUUCCCAGCCGCUUGAGGCUCACCGAUUCGGACGACGAAACGAACGACGGUCAAGGCGAGGGCGGGGCAGAGGACGACGAAGACGUCCAAGUACAUCACCCCCCCAUGGCGGCAGGGGAAGGGUUCUCUGAUGAUGAUGACGACGACGACGACGAUGACAACGACGACCGAUUCCACGAGUCAACCGUCCAAGCCUCCACUCGCCGAGCGGGCCAUCGCGCACGACAAAACCAGCACCUGAACGGCCCACCGCAUUCCUCCUCAGUGGCCGGGACCCGCACCAUACAUACACAUACACAUGGUCAUGCGCACACUCACACUCACACGCAUACGCAUACGCACACGCACACGCACAUGGACGCACAAGUAGCCGCCGUAGCCGCCGCCCGGGCCCAAGCCGAGGCCGUAGCCCUGGACGAGUCGGACUCGGAGCGGCGCGACCGCGAACGCAUCGAACGCCUCCUCCACGAAAUGAUGUCGCGGCAACGGGCACGCGCCAAGGGCAAAUCCGCCGCGUCGAGCACCGUGGCGGGAGCGGCGGACGAGGACGAGGACGAGGACGAGGAGGACGAGGCCCAAGCGGAGAAGGAAGAGUUGAUGGGGCUGAUCAUGGGGAGUCUACGGCGGGAGGUCGGUCGCGCCGAGGACGAGGCGUGGAUGUUUGGCGAGAGUCUGGGCAUGGGCGCCAUGGUCGGGAGGGACGAGGUCGGCGUCUACGACUGA